Molecule: messenger RNA, 2139 nt
Organism: Fusarium mangiferae
Lineage: Eukaryota; Fungi; Ascomycota; Sordariomycetes; Hypocreales; Nectriaceae
Exons: 5
Coding region: 1-2139 (712 amino acids)
Biological process (GO): regulation of DNA-templated transcription
Cellular component (GO): nucleus
Molecular function (GO): transcription cis-regulatory region binding; zinc ion binding; DNA-binding transcription factor activity, RNA polymerase II-specific
Source: RefSeq, a predicted model, not a curated record
AUGCCAGAUCCGUCCGCACGCAUGGACGAGAACCUCAAGAGUGCGCCUUCGAACUGGGGAAAUGCUUGUUCGCAGUGUGCGUAUUCUAAAGUCAAAUGCCUGCGGACCGAUCCUGCAGCAGGACGUAAAUGUGAUAGGUGCCACCGUUUGAAUAAAGACUGUGCCGAAAAGGUGCAAAAGAAACGGAAAAAGAGAAUUUACAUAUCUUCGAGGACGAGACAGAUAGAGGAACGCCUCAAUACCUUGAUUGAUUCACUCCAAGCCUCGACCACUCUGACCUCUCAUGCUGCCGAUGCGGGAAGUCAUGGCGAGAGAGCAGACUCUGAUCUCGUUCUAUCCCUCUCGGACGCGCCCCUGAUGGAAUCCAAUGGCCCUCUUAUGCUAGAACAGAUCGCUUCUCGCACAACCCCCCCGCAAGCCACUACCAAUGUCAGCCCUGCCCAGAUCCCGGAAACUUACAACUACCACGCUCCAUGUCGAUGUAUAUGCAGACCUGUCGCAGGCGAAGUCGCAGGAAUAAGCGAAACGGACGAGGACCUACUCAAGAUAUACAGGAACACACUUGCAAGGGUCUAUCCCUUCGUUGUCAUUCCAGACCAAGUUACAGCUAAGGAGAUGCAAGCAACCCGGCCAUUUCUGAUGGCAUGUAUCCGUAUGGUGGCUUCUUUUCGAAGUAUGAGGUCUGUACAAGGCCAGAUGUUCCGUCUCAUGAGUCAUGUUUCUGAGCACGUACUCAUGCGGUCGGAACGAUCACUGGACUUACUAUCGGGGAUCGUGAUCAUGCUCGGCUGGUACCAUCAUCAUUGUGUUGUGCAUUCGCAGAUGCACAACCUUCUUUCACUGGCCAUGACGUUGACGGCCGAGCUGGGACUCAAAAGAAACCCUAGCUGGCAAGAGCGUACCGUGUUGAUGGUCGUUAACUUAGGACAAGUGAAGGAGAGAACGAACGAAGAGAGGCGAUUGCUUGUCGCAGUGUGGUUCCUUGGCUCAUGCAUUAACGCAGAGUUCCACAAACUUGAAACAAUGAAGUUCUCGUACUAUAUAAAAAAAUGCUUGAGAGAAUUAGAACUGGCUGAGCAAUAUGAGUCUGACUUGUACCUCGUUCAUCUCGUCCGACUGCAGGAACUUUCGGAAAGAAUCAUGCAGCUCAGGUAUGAAGCAGAACAGGGACCGGAAGAUGCUGCCAAAGCUCCGUUGUACGGCUAUAUGCAUGCCUUCAAGGCAGAACUCGAGGGACUACGCUCAAACAUACCUCAUCAUCUCAAGGAUAACUAUCUUCUCAAGACACGGCUAAAUACCGUGCUACUUCGUCUCAACGAGCCACCCAAACCCGAUAUGGACCUCAUCACUUCAUUGUCCAAUUCGCUCACAGUCACAGCACCCUUCUCCAGCCCAUGCUCGCCACUUGAUGGUUUGUACUCCUGCAACGAGGCCUUGAAGACUUGGUUUGAUGAAUGGUUCUCAAUCGAUGUCUCGGAAUAUAUAUCUCUGCCAUUACCAAUCUUACUGGAUAUAACAUAUGCCAUCACGAUCCUCGGCCGGUGGGCCAAAUUUGUUACACCAGACUCAAUCCGCUUUGCCACUGGCAUGUUGCCUGACGACCCUUCUGGCUUUUACAACAGUGCUGCAAGUGAGACUACUACACCCGGUAGCGAUAACUUGAGCCUCUUCUCGUCGAUCGAGAAAGACGAAGGAUUCGUGCAAGCCAUCAAGACGCUCAGAACACAGCUGAGCACACAGCCCGGCCUUGAUCUAGAUGUGGCCGGGUUAUUGCAUACUCUGGGAAGAAAGUUAGAGCAGGCGAACGUGAUUUUGGCUGCUCGAGGAGAAGGCGCAGAAUCAUGGAAACAUAGCAUCUGGGCGCUCGGCGCAAUUAAGAUAAGGAUCGUUCAGUCGAAAUUGGAGCAGUGGACUCACAUGCUUAGCGAAGAUUUCAAAAAUGGUAACACCAAGUCGACUGAUGCCGCGAAAGACAUUCAAGACACUGGUAUUUCUAUGGUUAGGGGAGACCCAUUCGAGCCAGGGUCAUGGACAACAAACAUGAUGGGUCCACUACCAUUAUUGGAAUACACAUACGAGAACAUAAACGUCCUUUCCAUACAAAUGGAUCAGGAUUGGGGUCUCUCGACAAUAUUUUAG